Cololabis saira (Pacific saury) is the source of this 2211-nucleotide messenger RNA. Its product is annotated as arrestin domain-containing protein 3-like. The record is from RefSeq and is a predicted model, not a curated record. Gene Ontology annotation, cellular component: plasma membrane; cytoplasm. The transcript has 6 exons. Lineage: Eukaryota; Metazoa; Chordata; Actinopteri; Beloniformes; Belonidae. Gene Ontology annotation, biological process: protein transport. Bases 89 to 1492 code for a protein of 467 amino acids.
AUAUUUGUAGACAGGCUAACAAAACGAGAACACUGCGAUACGCGGUCUGCGUUUCCAUAUUUGCGCUGAGAUUUCGCUCCUUGCGACAAUGCCUGCAGUUAAAUGCUUCACGAUUACAUACGACCUGCUGAAUGAGAACGGAACGUUUUCAGAGGGAGACAUUAUCACGGGAAAUGUAACUGUGGCCUUACAAAAGGAGACCAAAGUUCAGAGCCUGUAUAUUAAGGCCAAAGGGGACGCCGACGUGCGUUGGACGAGAAAGCGAGGCGACCGUACAUAUACAUACUAUGCGCACCGCAGAUACUUCAAACUAAAGCAGUUUUUACUCCCAGAGGACGCAGAUGAAACUGCAUUGUCUGAAGGGAUCCAUGUGUACAAAUUCAACUUUAAGAUACCAACAGGAAGCAUACCAUCAUCCUUCAGGGGAACUCAUGGAAAAAUAGUUUACAAACUGGAGGCCAAGUUGUCCAGGAGUUGGAGAAUCGAUUCCACAGCAGAAAAGGAGAUACGUUUUGUCUCCAAGUCUUUAACAAAUCUUCACUCUCUAAUGACACAGCAAAUUGGUUCAACAAAAAAGGAGAUGGGGCUUUUCUCAAAAGGACAAGUACACAUGGAUGUCGUCACUAAUAAGAAGGCAUAUGCUCCAGGUGAGACAUUAAUGAUUGUUGCAAAAAUCAACAAUUCUUCAUCCAGCGAGAUGAUCCCAAAAUUUAGUAUAAUCCAGAAUAUUGUAUUCCGUGCCAGAGGAGAUACCAGACAUGAGAACAACGUGAUCCACAAAGUGGUUGACAGCUCUGUUAAAGCCUAUACACAGAAGGAGGUCAAGUGCACCAUGAAGAUUCCCAGAGAUCAGAUGAUGACAAUUCAGAACUGUGAGAUUCUCUCAGUGGAAUAUCAUUUAAAGGUGUAUUUGGACAUCAGCUUUGCUUUCGAUCCGGAGGUCGUGUUCCCACUGGUCAUUAUACCUCCAGACUUAGCUCCUGGCCAUCUGAACGGAGGAGCGAUUGGGGGUCCAAGCCACAGCGACUUCCCUUCCCCCACAGUGUCUAUGGGUCCUUAUCCUGCAUCUCCUAAGUCAGGCAGCUACAGAUACCGAGGAGCCCAGAAUAAUUCAACACCUCCACCUGCCUACCCCAGUAGCCCACUGAUGUAUGCGGGUUCACCGGGUGUGUACCCCCCUCAGCCAACACGCAUGUAUGGGGCCUACAAUAACUCUCCACGGGCACCUUCUCCAUAUGGAUCUCCAUUCUCAUCUUCCUCCUCAUCCUCUGUGCUUCAUCCCCCACCAUCUGCUCCAGCAUUUCACCCUUCUCCAUCAGCCCCACCCAUCCAGCCACCUCCUCCCCGCCUGUCUCCAACAGCUCCCAUGUACAACCUAAUGCCUUCUGCACCCGCAAUGAACACAGACUUCCUUUCUCUGUCAGAUGAAGCUCCUCCAGCAUAUUCAUUACUUUUCCCAUCUUCUUCUCCUGAAAACUCUGAUGCUAAGUAAUCACAUGAAAGCUUAAUCAGUGAACAACAUAAAAUAUCAAGGGUUAACCAUAUUAAAGCAGACCAUCUAACAGUGUGAAAUGUAGAUGGUAAUUGUGUGUAGUAUUUACUGUGAGUGUGUUGGUACCUGUAUGCAAAGAUAGUGCUUUUGCACUGUGUGUGAGUCAUCUGGAUUAUCACUAUCACUUUGUUCAGCUGCUAAUGUUGUAACUGUAAACCUCAGUACUCAGGAAGCACUCCACACACCACUCCAUGUUACAGGGCUUGUUCACCUCCAAAGUCUUCUUUGUUUGAGCAUGAACCCAUAUUUGUUUUCCUUAACUCUCAUUACCAACAAAACUAAAACAUUGUCUUUGACAUUUGUGUUUUUUUCUUUUCAGCUGUAAACUAGUAACAGACAUUUAUGUUUGUGUAUUGUUAUGCAAUGUGCCUUUUGUACAGUGGGUGCUAACUUCAAUUGUGGAAGUGAAUAUGCUCUGGUGUGUCAAUACCAGAUUUGCUUAGCAGGGAAACAAAUAUAUUCUGAUGUAUUUUGAAAUGCAAAGUAAAAUGAUAACAUCUGACCAUUAUUUAUGAACUAACAGCUGCCUGGUGCAUGUCAGUCACUUUCCACUCAGAUGCAAAAAUCCCCUAUUGGAAAGCCACUAACAAGUUUUUUUUUAAAACAAAUGUAAGUAUUUCUCCCUUAUCUGUAGAUAUGAAUAAAGAUACUUGAAAUUU